AGGAACGAGAAGCUGUGAAUAUUUUGUUAUUGAUUCUUAAUGGGUGUGGAAGACGAAUGUUGUGUUACUUCGGAACUGGUUUGCGAGUCGGAGACGACGGUAGGUAAAGCAGAUGGAUUGGUUAAAUCUACAUUUUCAUUCGAAUUCCCGCGUGGAUUCGAUGAGAAUCAUGUUCUACGGCUGAAAGAAGGUCCACAGCGAGGCAUUGAUGAGGACGGUGAUCCAAUAAUUGAUCGCAAACAUCCCCAAACUUUCACCUUGAAAAUCGAACAUAGAACAACCACAACUUUGUCGUUGGUCGGCGAACAAGUGUGGAGAGGUGCGUUGCUGUUGUGCGAUUACAUACUUGCGAAUCCGAAAGAAUUUUCAGGGAAAAACGUCCUGGAAAUGGGGGCAGGAACUGGAAUUAGUUCCGUUGUGGCCUCCUUUUUGAGUGCAAACGUUAUUUGCACAGACGUCAAUCGAGGAGAGAUUCUGGAUCUGUGUAGAGAGAAUCUCAAGCGGAAUGAACUCUUUACGAAACCUGGUUGUCAUGUGGAAGUUUGUCCCCUUGAUUGGAUGGAUAUUGCCUCGUGGCGUGAUAAUGAAGCUUUUAAAAGCUGUGACGUUAUAAUCGCUGCUGAUGGUAAGUUCGUCAGUAUUUGGGUUUACAGUAGUUGAUUCGCUGUUGCUUUGACCUUUCGGA
This is a messenger RNA of Notodromas monacha, 685 nucleotides long. The record is from the annotation of a GenBank genome assembly. Lineage: Eukaryota; Metazoa; Arthropoda; Ostracoda; Podocopida; Cyprididae.